Molecule: messenger RNA, 1838 nt
Organism: Bradysia coprophila
Lineage: Eukaryota; Metazoa; Arthropoda; Insecta; Diptera; Sciaridae
Product: G-protein coupled receptor Mth2-like
Biological process (GO): cell surface receptor signaling pathway; G protein-coupled receptor signaling pathway
Cellular component (GO): plasma membrane
Molecular function (GO): G protein-coupled peptide receptor activity
Source: RefSeq, a predicted model, not a curated record
UACGACAAGUAAAGCAUUAAAACCCCCUCCAAAAUGGCUAGACACCAUGAGACGGUUUUCGCAAUUCUUCUGAUAAUUGUAACAAAAUCAAAUGCUGAUUUGGACAAUCUAAAUGUACCGUGCAAAUAUCUGGACUCGAUCAACAUAACAAAUGGGAUCAGGAAUACUGAUGACGACUCCAUUAUGUUCGAGGGCAUUUCAUAUCCCAAAACAUUACACGCAACUUACGAUUACGCAUUCAUAAAUGAAUCAUAUCGACAACGAGAAGCGCCACACGAACGAGGUUGCAUUUGUGCCAUGGAUCCAUUAAAGCCAUGUGUGCGAAUGUGCUGUCCGCGUGGACAAUAUUUGACACCAGGUUUGAAUGGAAGUUCUUGUGCUAAAAAUGAAAACGUUUUCAAUAUGUCUGUAACGGUUUCCGAUGGUGAAAGAUUCUCGGAAGGAAACAUUUUUGAUUUUUUUAAUUAUGUGGUGGGAAAACCUUGCGCCGGUAUUAAUAAGAUGGAACCAGCAGAGAGGCAAGAAGAUGUUUGGGUAUUAUUAAAGAACGGAACUAUUUUGAGGGGUGAUCCUAUAAUUGAGACUUUAGACAAAAACAAAUACUGUUUUACUGCCAUGGUAGGCAGUAAUGACACCUUCGAAACAACAUUAUUGACUUGUUUCAAGGAGCCAGAUCGAACAAGGGAUUAUUGGGUUUUGUGUGGAAUGUUCAUCAGCGUACCGUUUCUAGUAGCAACAAUAAUAGUCUAUACCAUUCUCCCUGAGUUAAGGAACGUGCACGGAAAAUCACUUGUGAGCUACCUAUGCGCAUUAGUGGUUGGAUACGUAACUCUUGCUUUAAUUAAACUAAAUGGAUCGACGUACAUCGAGCCAGUAUUGUGUCGCACGAUAGGCUACAUAACUUACUUUGCCUUUUUGUCUGCAUUCUUUUGGCUAAAUGUAAUUAGUUUCGACUUAUGGCGCAAUUUUUGCGGUAUUCACAGCAGACGAAGUAAUACCCAUGAUUUGAAAAAGUUUGUCUACUUCUCGCUAUAUGCAUGGGGAUCCACUAUGCUUAUGGUUGCGAUAUGUAUAGCAAUGGAUAAUUCCCCAAGUGUACCAACCGAUUUCCAGCCAGCAAUCGGAAUUCGCGAGUGCUUCUUAGGAACGUCACGAUGGUCACAAUUGCUGUAUUUGUAUUUGCCAAUCAUGAUGAUAAUGACCAGCAAUCUAAUUUUUUUUGUGUUGACUUCCUGGAAAAUUAGAAAAGUUCAAAUGGAAGUGGAGAAAAUGACCAAUAAAGCGGACAGUAAAAUUCAUCGAAAAAAUUUGGAUAAGGAAAGAGCCAAUCACGGACUUUUUAUGCGGCUAUUUAUAGUAAUGGGUGUAACAUGGUCUAUGGAACCGAUCUCAUGGAUAAUUUCACCAGAAGGAACGUAUUUCUAUCCAACAGAUGUGAUGAAUGCCAUACAAGGUGUUAUAAUCUUUUUCCUGUUCGUGUUGAGAGCAAGAGUAAAACAACUUAUGGUGAAAAGGUGGCAAAUAUGGCGAGGUAAACUACAAUCGAAAAGGAGUGUAACAACAACACGAAACUCUGCCACCGGCGUCACUAUUAUGGACGACAACAAUCAUACCGAUGUGGAAAUGACGUCGAACAAUUAGGGGUACACAAAAAAAGGCUAUAAGCCUCGCCAUAAGCACUAUUUUGUCUGCACGUAAAUGUUAAAGUUAACCUCUAAAGUCACCUUGUUGUCUUCUAAUUUUAAAUGAUCACUCAUGUGAGUCACAUUAUUUUACCUUAUUAUACGUAUUGUGUUAAUUAACUGAGAACUUCAGUCUGAAAUUGUUGCAUUACAAAU